This is a messenger RNA of Lepisosteus oculatus (spotted gar), 1068 nucleotides long. RefSeq names its product olfactory receptor 52K1-like. Gene Ontology annotation, cellular component: plasma membrane. Gene Ontology annotation, molecular function: olfactory receptor activity; G protein-coupled receptor activity. Gene Ontology annotation, biological process: G protein-coupled receptor signaling pathway. Lineage: Eukaryota; Metazoa; Chordata; Actinopteri; Semionotiformes; Lepisosteidae. The record is from RefSeq and is a predicted model, not a curated record.
AUGCAGGAUUACUCAGGUGGAAAUAUAUCCCACACCGAAUUUCUUUUUGUGGGAUUUUAUGAACUUAAACAGCAUCGAUGGCUUCUUUUCUUCCCUUUCUUCCUGAUGUUCAUGUUGUCUAGUAUUGCUAACUCGAUUCUUAUAUUUGUCAUUAAAACGCAAAGGAGUUUACACUCUCCAAUGUGUGUUUUAAUAGGUGCCAUGGCCUGUGUAGACUUGAGUCUGCCAGUAUUUAUUGUUCCCAAAAUGAUAUUUAGCUUCUUAUUUAACUGGGAUGGUAUUUCGCUACUGGGGUGUCUGGUGCAAAUGUUUUUCAUUCAUUUUGUUGGCUCAUUCCAAUCAUCAAUUCUCCUUUGGAUGUCUCUGGAUCGGUAUGCUGCCAUAUGUAUUCCUUUGCGCUAUAACGAUUACCUGAAUAUUUCUAGCUCUCUAAAAUUUGUUCUUGCAGCCAUUGUUAGAAAUGGUACAUUUGCUGUUAUUGUUGAUGUCCUUGCAGGAGAUCUUUCUUUCUGCUCCUCAAAUGCCAUUAAUCAUUGUUUCUGUGAACACAUGGCCCUGGUAGGACUGGCCUGUGGAAAUACAAUUGUGAACAAUGUUGUAGGUUUGUUAGCAGUUUUUUGUGUUACAACCCUUGAUUGUUUGUUCAUGGUUAUUUCAUAUGUCAAAAUCUUCAUUUCAGUCUUUAAAACGACAUCAGGAAAGUCUUUCCACAAAGCAAUCCACACCUGUACUACCCACAUUAUAGUCAUGUGUGUGACUUACUUCUGUGCCAUGACAGCUUUUGUUUCAUAUCGGAUUCCGAAUUCAAUCCCUCCUGACAUUCGUAUCAUAAUUAGCACAAUGUAUUUACUUUUCCCCAGCUGUUUUAAUCCAAUUAUUUAUGGAAUCAGAACAAAAGAGAUAAGGGAGCAGAUACUCAAACUGCGCCACGUGGGGCUCUUUUGCCACGCGCACGCAAGGCGGACUGAGAACAGCGCCUGGGGGCGGGGCUGCGGGACUGCGGGACUGUGCGUAGUGGGACGGAGGCUGGGAGACGGCCUCUUCCCUUCUGUGUCUGUGCUGGUGUAG